Messenger RNA from Haliotis rubra (blacklip abalone), 5279 nucleotides. Its product is annotated as titin homolog. NCBI's taxonomy places the organism in Eukaryota, Metazoa, Mollusca, Gastropoda, Lepetellida, Haliotidae. The record is from RefSeq and is a predicted model, not a curated record. The coding region runs from base 246 to 4862 and encodes 1538 amino acids. The transcript has 31 exons.
UGGUCCAAGUUUGGAGAGACGAAAAGUUUGCAUGUAUGGGAAGAUAAUCAUUAUUUGUAGUUAAUAAUUGAUAACAGCGUCACUGUCAAUGCGAAGAAAGAAGUUACCGAAGACACGGAGAAAGCAUUCAAAGGGAAAUAGUAUCGUGUGAUUGCGGGAGACAAUUGAAUAAUGCAUCGUAGGUGUUUAUCAUCGGCAGAGUGUUUUAACUGAGGAAAACACUUUCAGUGAUAGAAAAAUUAACAAUGGCUGGCGGCGGUGCUCUCAACCUCUCACUUCUCAGUCGCGGAGUUGGUGAGGUUCAAACGAAUGGGCACGAAAAAGUUGAAGUGUUCCUUGAGCCAGAGGACUACUACAACUUCCGCGAUGUGCCACAACGCUACUACUUCCCACCAAUCAAACACAAGUACACCAUGCUGCAAGACAUGCCCGAACUGUCCUCCCGAGAAUCACGUGAUCACCAAGAAAUUCAUCUUCCGAAAACUUUCACGACCAGGAAAGGAGCUCUGUUGCUGUUUUCGGAAGAUCUGGCGUUACGUGACAGCGAAAGGGAACAAACUGAACGCCAACAGACUAAACCUGUGUCGAAAAGUUCAGACGGAGCCCUGGAUUUACGAACAGUUGACGAUUUAGCAAAGAGUAUUUUGUCUUAUGGUAAUCAUGACAAUAACAGUGUAUACUUGAAAUUUUUGCAUCGAAAGCGAGAGAAACAUUACCGACAAAUUCGACCAGGGUUUUCAGCAAAGCGUUACCUAGCAACAUGGACCAAAAGCUGGGACGACAGUGUGUUAGAAACAGUGAUUAAUAAAGGUUACAUAACAGAGCGAUCCCUUUUCCAAUAUAACUUCGUGAUUCCACAUCUAAAGCGCCGGAUAUUCCAUGAAGACUUGUCACACUAUCCCCCGCCAUAUCGGCUGAUGAGGAACAUGCUGAUAUCCCCCGGCAGCCUGUCUGGGUAUACCUUCUACAGGGCGGUGCCAGAGCUGGACGAUAUGAUUGAUCAGUAUCAGGACCGUGAACUUGAAGGGGAGUCCAUGAGGUCACGACCUCCGACCUCUAUUAAGGUCAUCCGCACCCGCAAUGGAGAACAGCGAGAAGUGAGUUAUGCAAGCCUGGAUAGGAAGUCCCAGGAAGAGGUUAUUACUGACUUACUGGUGAAGAGUGCUGUGCAUUAUGCUCUCAAGAAACAACAGGAGUACCUGACCGAGGACAUCGACCAGAUGGAGGCAGCGAACGCCGACAUCCAUGCAUCAACGUACGCGGAGAGCGAGAGAAAGGUCUCCAGCUCAAUGAAAACCCCAGUGCCACAGUUCGACAUGAAGGAAGCAGUAGAGUCCCUGUUAGAUUCCCAUCGACAGCAGCAACUUGAUGUUGACUUUCCGGCAAUCGACAACCAGUCUCACAGCUCCGACUAUGGUGGCUCUUUCAAGGGAUCCAAUAUUCCAUCCCAUGCCGUUAAAGGACAUUCUGCCCAGAAUCGAAGUUGGCCAUAUGGAAUUGACGAAGCAGGAAAGGAGUACAUUGGCAUUGCACCUGUCGUAUCACUACGAGAAAGUAGUUCCUCCCCCUCCGGUUCGGUGACAAGUAUCCCCCAGCUUCCUGCUAUCUCCAGACAUCCACUUACCCCCAUAAAGGAUGUCAGCAGAGAAACAACCUACCAGAAUAUCACACUGCCACCCAUAUUUGGACAAGAUGGUGUUCCGAUGGUUAAUGUUGAGCCUCCAACGCCACAACACUCCACGUUGAUGAAUACAACGGAGACGGAUGGUCGACCUGUUCCUCCGAAACCAUCAAAGGAUGAAGAUGAACAAUGGAGAGGGUCUGAUAGACGGAAGAAACACAAGAAGGCAUCACAGUCCAGUUCAGAGAGAGUCCUAUACCUAUAUGGAAUCAUUAUUAUCACUACGAACAAGUCUCCGCGGGUGUCCGAUGGCAGCAGGGGAUCCAACCUCCACAGCAGCAGCGAGAGCAUCGCCCACAGCGGAAUCCAGUCCAUUCCCAGCAAACAGAGGCCCCACUGGAAGGGGAGCCAUCAGAGCCUGAAGAGUGUUGGCUCCAAGAAGGGACCCGGCAGCGUCAUUGGUGACGGCUCCUUGAAGGGCAGCAUCAUCUGCGCCCCUGACGGUGAGAUCAUCAACGUUGGUGGAUCUGUUGGACCGUCUAAACAUGGUGACGUGGCACAACUACAAGAUGUCAUGCGUGUCAACAAGAGAGUGGGCGAUGGUGAGGUUGCGGAGUCCAUCCCAUCAGACACGGACGAACCAGAGGAAUGGAAGGAGUCCCGGAGGAGGGUCCACAUGGACGCCAAGGAAGAGAGAAGGUCGUCUCGCAAAGAUUCAGAAACUGUCAGAGAGCUUGAUGCAUCUGCAUCCAUCCAUCAAUGGAACUAUGCCAGCAGUGAUCAGGGACGAUCCCUGGCACCAGCGGCGCCAACUCUCAUUGCCAGACAUGUAGAAACAGAAUCCUCCGCUUCUGAGCAGCUGUUAGUGGAUGCUCUCACUGAGCAUGCUCAGAAGAUUGCUCAGAGCGUCCUGAGUCAGUCGGAGGCGGGUCACAAUCUCGAGACGGACAUCAGGCAAGCUGCAUCAUUGUGGGCCGAUCGUCACCCUACCCGGGAUAUUUCUCGCAGUCAGUCUGUGCAGGAACCAACCAACACUGAUGCUAUAGAACAGAUUAUGAAGAAACAUCGGACAACGAGUGCUGAUCCUACAGCUGCAGAAUAUCGGGAAGAGAUCCGCCGCAAUCUUACAACUGCAGUUGCCACGGCAGCAGGUCUGACCCCGGAUGCCUUUCCACCUGAUGCAGAGAUCAGCCCUGAGCUGCUGGAGGCGCUGGCCAAGAACUCUGUGAGCCCCGAGGACAUUGAGAUGGUCAAGGAUGAGGAGAGUGGGAAAAACACGCUCAGGUCCAAGAGUCAGCUCUCUAAGGCCAUGGGAGGUGUUAAGGAAGGACAUCUCUUUGUAUCACCAGGAGGGGAUGAGGAGAGCAAACCUACCAUCUCAAUCCCAUCAGACAGAGCAUCUGUCAAGGAUGUCGGAGAUGUUGACGUCAUCAGCUAUGGAGUGCCAGAACCUGGCGACCUGAUAGAACCUGACCGACGGUCAAAAGGCAGCUCAAAGCACUCUCGUCCAUCGUGGAUGGAGGGUAGAGGAGACAAGAUAUAUACUACUCAAAAAGCAAGACACCCGAAGUUGUCUCCCCUGCUGUUGUCUCCCCUGCUGCUGACAUUCCCAAACCACACGCAAAGGGAGAUAACUCCAUUAAAAUCUGCCACCAGUGAACAUGGCAGCACCAAGACUGGUGUGUCUAAAUCAUCUCAGAAGACCGACGACUCUAAGGGCACCAAGAAGAAGAAACCGGUGUCCAUUGAGGACAGAGAGGAGUUUGUUGUUGGUAAAGUGGAAGACAAGAAGGAGCUGGAGAAACUGUAUGGCCCCGUCGAUCCCCCACCCCCACCAAAACCAUCCCCACCUAAAAUGCAAGAAAAGACAGAACCGGCAGUUGUUACCCCUCCAGAACCACCAAAGCUUGAACAGGAAUCUCCACAAGAAGGUCGAGUUGAGAAAAAGUCGGAGCUGUCCAGUCUUUAUUCUCAGAUACCACCUCCACCAGCAAAGAAAGAUGUGAAGGUAAUGUUGUCGGCACCUAGAUUGUGUAUGUACUUUUCAUAUAGCUGCCCUUACAUCAAUGUUCAUGUCAACAUUUGUGGUCUUCCUAGGCAAACCAAAAGCAAAGCCAAAGGUAGAGAAGCCAGCUCCUCCCAAGAAAGAAGAGAAGAAGAAAAAGGAAAAGAAGACAAAAGUCAAGAAGGAGAAGGUGGAGAAAGCCCCACCCCCCAAGGCGCCAUCUCCACCCCCAGUAGAAGCCCCCAAACCACAAACCCCCAAGAGAGAUUCCCCGAGCCAGAAGAGAUUAUUGCACCAUCCCCUGAUAACAAGUCCGAGGACAUGGAGUUUGUGUUUGUGCGGGAACAGUCAGAAAGUCCCGAGAUGAAGAAGCAAACACCUUUGCCCCGUGAACCCCCGCCGCCACCACCAGAGCCUGUAGCUGAAGUGGAAUCGGAGGGCGAGGACUUACCCGACGACGAGGGGGGCAACCGCAAGCCGAUAUCCAACAAAGACGCACGGCAGGCAAAGCGAAAUGCAGCAGCGGCCAAGAAGCGAGAGGAAGUGGAGCGGAGAAGGAAAGAGAAGGAGGAAGAGGUGAGGCGGCAGAGAGAAGAGGCUGACAGACAAGAACAGCUCAGGAAUGAAAUGGAAGAAGAGAGGAAGAGGAGAGAUGAAGAGAGGAGACUGCGAAAACUUCGGGAAGAGGAGGAGAGAAAGAAAGAGGAUCAGGCAGCCCUUGAACGGGAAAGGAGGAAGCAGAUGGAGCUGGAGAGGGAGAAGAGAGCAAAGGAGGAAUACCAGAGGAAGCUGGAGGAAAUGAAGAAGAAACAGGCUGAGGAGGAACAGAGGAGGAUAGAGGCCAUGUUGGAGAAGCAGAGAGAGGAAGAAGAGCGUCGAAGAGAAGAGGAAGAGAUGAUGUCCCAGAUGGCUGAACAGGAACGUCUUCAGUAUGAACGCAAGAAACAAGAGGAGGAAGAGCAAAGGCGACAGAGGGAAGAGGAAGAAAAGAAACGACGAGAAGAAGAGGCACAGCGAGCUCUGGAAGAAGCAAAACGAUUGGCUGAGGAGAUGGCUCGUCGUCAGGCUGAACUGGAAGCAAGGCUCAAGUUUAACCGUGACCUUCAGCUGGAGUCUCAUGGGUUGAACCACACCCAGGAUAUUACCAAGAUGUUCGUUUUCUCCUACUUUGAACUUCUGCAAUGGCUUGGACUGGACAUCCCAGAGUUCGACCUACAGAAACUUGCUCAGUUUUAAUACAUACCAUCGCAGGUCCAGUAGCAUUUAGCUGUUCAUCUUCAGGUGUAUGGAGAAAAAUUACCGUCAUCACCUGGCAAACUGUCACGGCAGCUAUAGCAUAGCAAGGCAGUUGUUCGGGAUUGACGAGUCAAGGAUAGUGUCUCAAUUCAUUUGUCAUCAUACACGUAAUAAUACAUGUGACAUGACUGAAAGAAUCAUGACUGGGAGAUAUUGUUUCAAAUACAUAGUUUCCUCUAUUAGAUGCCCUUGUGUACAUAGACAUCUUUUCAGGUGACAUCUGUUAGAGGCCCAGCGUCUGUUCUGUUUAAUGUUAUCACAGUGUUAACUCACUACCUUACCAAAUUCCAAAAAGGACACACUUGCAUUAACAUGUCACAGUAUUCCAGUUUAAUAAAGACCCGGGCCAUGUUUCAC